GAGCGGGAGCAUGGAGGCUGGGACGGCCGGCGGAGCCGCAGGUAAGGGGAGCCGCGGCCAGCCGGGCCCGGAGCCCGCCCGCCUCCCUCGCCGCUCCGCAGCCCCUCCCAGCGUGUCGGGUUUCAAUGGCUGGGCCGGCCGGAUAGCUCCGAGCCCCAGAGCUGCAAAACGAGAUGCAGGCAUUUACCCAGUGGAUAUUUUGGAAGAUGACCCUGAAGGGCAUUGGAGGGCAGCCCUGGCUUACUAUGCCAGGCUCAGGGAAGGAGCACAGCCCUCCACAGAGGUUUUCUAUCUGCCCACUGGGGAGCAGGUUAACCUUGAAGCUUCGUCUGUGUGCUUUUGUACCAUGCACCGUGAUGCACCUCAACACCAAAUACUGGUCCUGAUUAAUCCUCAGGACACAAAGACAGUCGUGGCUGUUUACAUAAAGGAGUCCUGGUGGUCCCCCGAAGAUGUACUGAGAACCUCGGAUCCUGCACGAGAAGGUCUGAUGAAGGAGGAGGCUAAGAUUCUGUGGCGAGAUGGAGCGGCCGUUGGAUUUUACACAACCAAAAUGAAAGGCAGCCUGUGUGGCGAUGGCACAGGUGUGUGCUACCUGCUGCCCGUCCUCGACACCGUGUUUGUCAGGAGGAGACACCGUCGCCAAGGCCUGGGCGUCGCCAUGCUGGGGGACUUCUGUGAGACGUUCCCAGAGGACGAGACCCUGGGGGUCAGCUGGCCGAUUUCUCCCGCCAUGUACCAAGUCUGUAGGAAGUUCCUGCUGACCCACCCGGAGGAGCGGAUGCGCCUGUGGGAGGUGGAGCCCCCAGGAGCCUGGGGCCAGCGAGACAGCAUCUGGCUGAAGGUUCAACUUCAACAGUCAAGGCUCCCAGACCUUCCCCCAGGAAAGUCCAAGGAAGACGUGAGCAGUCCCGGGUCGACUUCUCGAGAUGAUGGACUCAGACAGGCCGAUAAUGGAGAAAGCAACAAGGAGAGGACCAGUGGAGAAGAACUGGACAAGACAAAGGAUGACCAAGCCUGUCGAGUGGAAGACGCCUGUGGGGCUGAGCUGGACGGGAAGGAUGCCAAGAGGACAGCGGUGGCCGCGGGGCUGGCCGGGCAGUCCUGGCAGAAGCACAAGCGGCCCAGUUCCUAACUCCCAGCGUAUGUGGGUUGGAGAGCUGCUUGUCACUUCCUGCUUGUGUGACCUUGAGCUGCCAUCUGUCCCUGCUCUCUUCCUUUGUAACCUUUGAGGAGAAAAGGACCAUCCAGACCCGUCUGCCUCAGGCUUAUGUGGGCUCAGCACAGAGUCCGAGAAAGUGCUUCCUUACACCCCAAGUGCUAUGUAGGUUCAAGUAACUGCUCCCCCGGCUCAGAUUCCAGGAACGCAUUCCUUAAACAUAAUAUGGUUUCCAUGAAUUGGGAUGAAUUUAUAAAGACCGCACUGGAACCAUACGAAUGUGCCUUUUUCUUUACACAGGGAAGCUCAAAGGGCCACCCCACUGCGGUCCACACAGCAGAAAGCCUUUGGAGGUUUGCUCUGCCGACCUGACUGUACCCCUGAGACCAGACACCAGAGGGGCCUCUAGGAGACGCUUACCUUCCCAGAAACUGCCUGAGGGCGGGGGCCAGGGCUGACUGGGGCAUACCAUAGGCCUCUCGUUCAUAUCGGGCCUGGUAUACAGGAGGCGCUCAGAGUGGGCUCCAGGCGGGUGACAUCAUCUCAGCCAUCCUCGGAGGGGAAGCCACCAGAGGGGAAUUUGGGCUGAUGGCCCUUGAGCUUAUUGGUGCCUUGAGUGUGACGGCUGUGGUAGUAAAGGUGACUGUACAGAUCACAGCCUGUCCCUGGCUUCCCCUUUCUCAGAUACCCUACACAGCCCCGCUGGGGCACGUGCUCUGCCACCAUUGGGGAUUCAGUGCUAAGCCAGGCCCUGUUACUUAUUUAAUCAUCCAUGUGUCUGUCCAUUCAUUCAUGCAUCUAUCUGUGCAUCCAUCCACCUGUCCUCCACCUGUCCAUCUGCCCCUCCAUCCCUCCCCU
Hipposideros armiger (great roundleaf bat) is the source of this 2017-nucleotide messenger RNA. RefSeq names its product Protein FAM169B (gene FAM169B). Gene Ontology annotation, molecular function: acyltransferase activity, transferring groups other than amino-acyl groups. The transcript has 9 exons. The record is from RefSeq and is a predicted model, not a curated record. The coding region runs from base 11 to 1135 and encodes 374 amino acids. NCBI's taxonomy places the organism in Eukaryota, Metazoa, Chordata, Mammalia, Chiroptera, Hipposideridae.